GCAAAUAUCCCCGGAGACCAGACCAGCCACACCGGAGGCAGAAAAAUAUCUCCUUCGCUUUUGCACUUUUCCUUUUGGGGGGUCCCCGACACGUCACAGCACAGCACCGCUGCUCCCCCGGCGAUGGCCUGCGGCGGCGGCGAGUCGGAGGCGGAGCGGAGGGCGGCGCUGCUGCGCGACAUAACGGAGGAGGGCGGCUUCGCCUUCGUGGCCUCCGCGGAGAAGGCGGCGGCGGGGGACCUGCGGGCGGCGGAGGCGGCGCGGGAGAUGGCGUGGGAGCAGCUCCACUCGGGGCCCUGGAGCGAGGUCGGCAGCGCGUGGAGGGACGCCUACGCGCUCGCCUGCCUCCACGUCGCGCGGCUCCGCCGGGCCGCCGCCGACCGCCGCGCCGCGCUCCGGGCGCUCGACAUGGGGCUCAUCAUGGGGGGAAACCUCCUCCGCGCCGAUCUCGAGGCUGCCCUGGCCUCCAUCGCCGCGGAGCCGAGCGACGGCGAAGGUGACGGCGCGGAGGCUGUCGAUGAGGAAGCCAAUAGGUGGAGGGAAGGGCUCGACAGGAACCGUGACAUUGCCGAUGCCCUCAAAAUUCUUCCGACAAAGUCUUUAUCUUGUAAGGAAAUUGCGAGACGAUCGUGUAUAUCUUUGGAGGAGUUUAUAUGUGAUUACUUUUUACGUGAGACCCCUGUUAUAAUCAGUGGCUGCAUCGAUCAUUGGCCUGCGAUGAAAAAAUGGAAGGACAUCCAGUACCUAAAGAAGAUUGCUGGGGAUCGGACGGUUCCUGUUGAAGUUGGGAAGAGCUAUGUUUGCAGCGAGUGGAAGCAGGAGCUUAUCACGUUCUCCCAGUUCCUUGAAAGGAUGUGGUCAACUGCAUGUCCUUCAAAUUUGACAUAUCUAGCUCAGCAUCCAUUAUUUGAGCAGAUUUUAGUUAUUGACGUUUGGCAGAUAAAAGAGCUUCAUGAAGACAUAAUGGUUCCUGACUACUGUUACGCUGGUGGAGGGGAGCUCCAAUCACUUAAUGCUUGGUUUGGUCCACACGGGACAGUGACACCAUUGCACCACGACCCGCAUCACAACAUUUUAGCUCAGGUCUUGGGCAGGAAAUAUAUUAGACUCUAUCCUGGUUCUGUAUCCGAGGACUUGUACCCACACACAGAAACUAUGUUAAGCAAUACUAGUCAGGUGGAUCUUGACAACGUAGAUAUGAAUGAGUUCCCGAAGGUAGAAAACCUUGAUUUCAUGGACUGCAUACUGGAGGAAGGUGACAUGCUGUAUAUUCCUCCGAAAUGGUGGCAUUAUGUCAGAUCUCUUUCGAUUAGUUUCUCCAUUAGCUUUUGGUGGCGUACAACAGUUAUAACUCCGAGCACGUAGUGAAAACAUUUUGGUCUUUGGUACAUCAGGACCAGAUCUCGGGACUCAGGAACUUGGUAAGCCUGACUGGACACUUUGUUUCAACAUUCUGUCACCCAUUGUUGUGUGGAUGUAGUCGUUUGUACCAAGUAUCGUAGAUGUACAUGGUCACUUUUACUAUAAUUAUUUUGGACAUUUAA
Molecule: messenger RNA, 1544 nt
Organism: Hordeum vulgare subsp. vulgare (domesticated barley)
Lineage: Eukaryota; Viridiplantae; Streptophyta; Magnoliopsida; Poales; Poaceae
Product: lysine-specific demethylase JMJ30-like
Exons: 6
Coding region: 124-1365 (413 amino acids)
Molecular function (GO): 2-oxoglutarate-dependent dioxygenase activity
Source: RefSeq, a predicted model, not a curated record